This is a messenger RNA of Candida tropicalis MYA-3404, 1065 nucleotides long. RefSeq lists its product as uncharacterized. The transcript has a single exon. Gene Ontology annotation, molecular function: oxidoreductase activity. Gene Ontology annotation, cellular component: mitochondrion. NCBI's taxonomy places the organism in Eukaryota, Fungi, Ascomycota, Pichiomycetes, Serinales, Debaryomycetaceae. The coding region runs from base 1 to 1065 and encodes 354 amino acids. The record is from RefSeq and is a predicted model, not a curated record.
AUGAUGGGUGAAUUAAAAUAUCGAAGAUGGUCAUUUAAACAUGGUGGAACUCCAUUAAAGAUAAUCAGUGACAAAUUCAACUUUCCUAGAGAUUCUCAAGGUCAAUUAAUUAUUCCUCAAAAUGAUAUCUUGGUUAAAAUUCAUUAUGCAUCAAUUAAUCCAAUAGAUAGUAAGCUUCAUCAUAUCAUGUAUUUUGCUCCCUUUGUCAAUCAUGGUAUAGGCAAAGAUUUCAGUGGAGAAAUCAUUGCAUUAGGUCCAAAUGUUCAAAAUUUUAAUAUUGGCGAUUUAGUUCAAGGUUUCCAUCCUGGUGCUUUAACUUUUGAUGGAACAUUUAGUGAAUAUUUAUUGAUUAAUACAAACUUGCUAAUGUUUAAUACUGAAAUUGCUAAGAUUCCAAAUAACAUUUCCCUCGAACAAGCUGCUGCAUGGCCAUUGGUUUUUGGUACGGCCAUGUUGAUGAUCUAUGGAUUGUCUGUUAAAAACAAGAAAGUAUUAGUUCUCGGUGCUGCCACUUCUGUAGGAAGAUACUUGACACAAUUACUAAGAAUUGAAGGUGCAAGUGAAAUCGUUGCUAGUUGUUCUCCGAGAUCUCAAGAUUUAAUAAGAGAAUUAGGUGGCACAAAAAUUAUCAAUUAUCAAAAAGAUGUAUUGAAUCAAGUUUUGGAGAAUUCUAAAGAUAAACCAUUUGAUUAUAUCUUAGAUUGUUGGGGUGGUACUGAAUUAUUCCCGCACAUUGAUCAUAUCUUGGUCAAAAAUGGUACAUACCAUUCUAUUGUUGGUGAUUGUCCAGGUAGUGGAAUGUUUCCAUUUCUUUGGGGGACUUUCAGAGCACUUGCAAGAACUGUCGCAAGUUCUGUUCAUUUCUUCGACUAUUCUUAUAGUUAUGUAUUUUUGGGAACUAAAAACACUGGAUGGAUUCCUAAAGCUCAACAGUAUAUUGCUAGUGGGAAAGUAAAAAUUUUUGUCGAUAAGGUUUACGAUUUUGAGGAUGUUCCGAAAGCAAUUGAGUUCAUAGAAAGUGGUCAAGCUCAGGGAAAAUUGGUUAUCAAGAUUGCUGACAACUAA